Linum trigynum is the source of this 1256-nucleotide messenger RNA. NCBI's taxonomy places the organism in Eukaryota, Viridiplantae, Streptophyta, Magnoliopsida, Malpighiales, Linaceae. The record is from the annotation of a GenBank genome assembly.
UGUCUUAUGACUAAUAACUCUAUUUUGUCACGAAGUAUACAGAAAUACCACUCGGUGAAAUCUAUAAAUUAGCUAUAUAUCAUUUCAUCCUCCACGAUUUAUAAGUCCUACCUCAAGAUAAAUCAACCGCAAUGACUCCGGCAACGCAUUCCGCCGCUUCUCUUCUGCUCAGCCUCGCUCUCGUCUUCAUCAUUUUCCAUGGGGCAAAGGCGACGGUGAUCACGUUCACAAACAACUGCCCCACCACAAUCUGGCCGGGACUCCUCACCGGCGCCGGCUCCCCACUCUCCACCACCGGCUUCGAGCUGGCCGCCCAAGCCACCGCCAAGGUCGCCAUCCCUCCGCCCUUCAGCGGCCGGUUCUGGGCCCGAACCGAGUGCUACUGGAACUCGACGGGCCAGUUCAACUGCCCCACCGGCGACUGCGGGACCGGCCAGGUGUCGUGCAACGGCGCCGGCGGCAACCCGCCCGUAUCCCUCGUAGAGUUCACUCUAGCAGCCGACCCCACCACCGGAAACGACUUCUACGACGUCUCCCUCGUCGACGGGUUCAACCUCCCGGUCUCCGUGGCCCCCAGCGGCGGGACGGGGAGGAACUGCACCACGUCCAGCUGUCACGGAAACGUGAACGCCGUCUGCCCAGCUGAGCUGGCGGUCAAGGGCGCCGACGGGUCGGUGAUCGCGUGCAUGAGCGCGUGCGACGCGUUUCAUCUGCCGCAGUAUUGCUGCACGGGGAUCUACGCCAGCCCCGCCACGUGCCGGCCGUCGACCUACUCCCAGAUUUUCAAGGGGCAGUGCCCGCAGGCGUACAGUUACGCUUACGAUGACACGACUAGCACGUUUUCUUGCGGCGGAGGAGCUAAUUACGCCAUCGUUUUCUGUCCCUCGAAUUAGUUGCAUUGUUAAUGAUAUGUCUUAAUCAGAUUUACGGGGUGGUUAAUUGAAGUUUGUUGUAUGUAUUGAGUAUAGUAAUACGAAAUAAUAUAUGAUCAUUCAAACUUCAUAAUCAUUGGUAUAAUCUUCAGACUUAUAUAUAACUAAAUGUAUGUGAUAAUCAUUUACGAUUUAUUUACAUCUUAAGUAUUUCUAAAACUUGUUCGUUCUAUACAACGUAAUUUAGAAAUUCUCCUAAUCCUAAUGAUUAUUACAAGAUUAAAUUUAUGAGUUAAAAAUACAUCAAUUGAUCCUAAUUCUAAACUAUAUAAUCUAAUACUACAAAAUUAAGCAAAUGUGUAUCAUUAAAAUUUGAUAAUUGGA